Messenger RNA from Nicotiana tabacum (common tobacco), 810 nucleotides. NCBI's taxonomy places the organism in Eukaryota, Viridiplantae, Streptophyta, Magnoliopsida, Solanales, Solanaceae. The record is from RefSeq and is a predicted model, not a curated record.
UGGUCAUGUAUAUUUACUUUAUUGUUCAUACUGUGUUCAUUUUUUAUACUUCUGUGUAAUGGACGAAACUUUAUCUACUCUUUCUGGCAGUUUAUGACUUCAGAACACCAGUACAUAUCACGAAAGGAUGAAGGAGAUAGGAUGAUUGUAUUUGAAAGAGGUGACCUAGUUUUCGUCUUUAAUUUUCACUGGACAAAUAGUUAUUCAGACUAUCGCAUAGGCUGCCUGAAGCCUGGAAAAUACAAGGUUGUCUUGGACUCGGAUGAUCCACUUUUUGGUGGCUUUGGAAGAAUUGAUCACAAUGCUGAAUUUUUCACCUUCGAAGGGUGGUAUGAUGACCGUCCUAGUUCCUUUAUGGUGUAUGCACCUAGCAGAACGGCAGUGGUCUAUGCACUAGUAGACAAAGUAGAAGAAGAAGUAGCUAUUGAAGAAUGAAUGGACUUAUUGAAAGAUGCGAACACCACCCGGUUAUCCAGAUAAGCUUCUUGACAAGUCUGGCAAUAUUGCAUUAGUCUUGGCGGAGUUUCAUGUGACAAAGGUUUGCAGUUCUUUCCCCUACUAGCAGAGCAAUAUACGCAGAGAUGAAGUGCUGAAGAAGCAUGUAAAAUCGAUGAACUUAUGUCAAACUGCUACACUAACUUCAGCAGGUUUUGCUUAGGAGUUCAUAUUGCAUUCUGUAAAUUAUCAUCUAGCUGAGCCAGUGGGUGGUAGCAGUAACAUCUCUUUACAUGUACAGCCAACUCGAUAUCAACUAUAUGACCUAGUAUACAAUAACUAUAAAAUGGAAAUAGAGCUGAUCUAAUGAUGUUU